Molecule: messenger RNA, 1551 nt
Organism: Orycteropus afer afer
Lineage: Eukaryota; Metazoa; Chordata; Mammalia; Tubulidentata; Orycteropodidae
Gene: NOC4L
Product: nucleolar complex associated 4 homolog
Exons: 15
Coding region: 1-1551 (516 amino acids)
Biological process (GO): ribosome biogenesis
Cellular component (GO): small-subunit processome; nucleolus; Noc4p-Nop14p complex
Source: RefSeq, a predicted model, not a curated record
AUGGAGGCGGAUGGCGGCACCGGGGGCAGGGGCCGGGCGCUGGGCCGACUGCUGGAGGCAGUGCUGGCCAGCCGCGGCGAGGCCAACGCCGUGUUUGACAUCCUGGCCGCGCUGCAGGCUGAGCACCCGGAGGAGAUCCAGGAGGCCAUCCGCACAUGUAGCCGCCUGUUCGGGGCUCUGUUGGAGCGGGCGGAGCUGUUUGUGGGCCGGCUGCCCUCGGAGGAGGCGGUCAUGGCAGGGUCCCAGGGAGCCACCCGCAAGUACAAGGUGUGGAUGCGGCAUCGCUAUGUCAGCUGUUGCUGUCGCCUGGCGGAGCUGCUGGCCCACCCCUCCUUCCGGGUCCGGGAGCUGGCCCUUGGCACCCUCAUGAAGUUUGUGCAGCUAGAAGGCUCACACCCUCUGGAGAAACCCAAGUGGGAGGGUCACUAUCUGUUUCCUCGUGAGCUCUUCAAGCUGGUGUUAGAAGGCCUGCUGUCACCGGAGGAGGACCACGCCCUGCUCCUCUCCCAGUUCCAGGGCUACCUGGAGUAUGAUGACAUCCGCUACCAUACGAUGCAGGCGGCCACAGGCGUCAUGGCCAGGGUGACUGACGGACGAGCUGAGGUGCCGCUCACCUUCUGGAACAACGCCUUCACGCUGCUGUCUGCCGUGAGCCUGCCGCACCAAGAGGGUAGCUCCCCCAACUUCUUUGUGAAGCAUACAGGUCCAUCAGACAAGUGGAAGGUGGUUCAUCUGAAGGAGCACAGAAAAGCCUUCCAGCUCAUGUGGCUCAGCUUUCUCCAGUACAAGUUGCCCAUCAGCCUGUGUAAGAAGGUGCUGCUGACCAUGCAUGAGUCCAUUCUCCCGCACCUGGCGCAGCCCACGCUCAUGACGGACUUCCUGACCGGCGCCUACGACGUUGGAGGUGCCAUCAGCCUCUUGGCCUUGAACGGACUCUUCAUUCUCAUCCAUAAACACAACCUGGAGUACCCCGACUUCUACCAGAAGCUUUACAGCCUCUUGGACCCGUCUGUCUUCCACGUCAAAUACCGAGCCCGCUUCUUCCACUUGGCCGACCUGUUCCUGUCGUCCUCCCACCUCCCUGCCUACCUGGUGGCGGCUUUCGCCAAGCGCCUGUCUCGCCUGGCUCUGACAGCGCCCCCGGAGGCCCUACUGAUGGUGCUGCCGUUCAUCUGCAACCUGCUGCGCAGACACCCCGCCUGCCGGGUCCUUGUGCACCGCCCCCAGGGCCCUGAGCUCGAUGUGGACCCCUAUGACCCUGAGGAACAGGACCCCGCCAAGAGCCAUGCCCUCGAGAGCUCCCUGUGGGAGCUGCAGGCCCUGCAGAGGCACUACCACCCUGAGGUGUCCAAGGCUGCCAGCGUCAUCAACCAGGUGCUGUGCGUGCCGGAGGCCAGCAUUGCACCGCUGCUGGAGCUCACGCCCUAUGAGGUCUUCGAGCAGGACUUGAAAAAGAAGGUUCCGGAGCCAGUCCCGCUGGAGUUCAUCCCACCCGUGGGCCUCCUGGGCCGGCAGGGAGAACCCUGUGCCCAGUACUUCUCCCUCAGCUGA